Molecule: messenger RNA, 450 nt
Organism: Trichoderma asperellum CBS 433.97
Lineage: Eukaryota; Fungi; Ascomycota; Sordariomycetes; Hypocreales; Hypocreaceae
Source: RefSeq, a predicted model, not a curated record
CAGAAAUAUACAAAUACCUUACAUAAGUAUUUCCAGUUUUGGAGUUCUAACCCAUCGGAUCUUCAUAAAGUGCCAAUAUACGUUCAGUCAUCAUGGCAUCUGCACCUGCGCCAGGAACAAACGCUGCUUCAGACACGAAUCCAGCAAUUGGUGCCAGCGACUCCAAACCAAAGAUGUUCGAUAAAGAAGGUGCUGUUGGCAAGCAAUUCACAGAGCAGGGAGCGAUAGGAGGGAUGGGGCAGAGUAUUGGUGGCCCUCUAGAUAAGGAGGGAGUUAUUGGCAAGCAGUUCACCACGGAGGGGGCUAUUGGAGGCACAGUUGAAUCAAUGAUGGGUGGACAGAAGCCUAAAUGAGCUUCAUCAUAGCUACUAUAACAUGUAUACAAUAAUUUCAAUUUGCAACUAAAGAUGCGACUGGCGUUUGUCACUCCCAACUAUGAAUGAACAAGGG